GCCUGGCAAACAGGCCCUGCUCUCUCUCUCUUUCUAUCCUUUUCUUCUUUCCCUUCCUUCCUUCCCUCCUUCUUGGAUCCAGAAGAGACAUUGCAGUCGCUUGGGAAGUGGAUACCAAAGCUGGCAGACACCCACCAAGGGAGACAUCAAGUGCACAUCAAAGAGAGUGAAAACCAAAAAAGAAGGAGAGGGGAAAUGGGAGUGAGUGACAUUUAGAAACUCUGAAUGGAUUGGAAUGGGGAAAGCCACAUGUUCUUCGAGGUCAUGCCGCUCCAUGAACGCUGGAAUCAUCAUUAAGACGCUCUUCCUUCUCUUGUUCUGUAGACAUGUUUAUUCCCGCUGCAAGAUUUUGCGUUGCAACUCCGAGUACGUGGCCUCCACCCUCAACCUGCGUGGCCCCAACAAGAGCAUUGCUUACUGCAACGCCCUGCGCUCCUAUGCCCGCUGCACCCGCCGGACGGCCCACGCCUGCCGCGGAGACCUGGCCUACCAUUCCGCCGUCCACGGCAUCGAGGACCUCAUGACCCAGAACCGGUGCUCGAAGGAAGGACCCACCUCCCCAACCCGGCCCCAGACCCCGACCCCCAACCACCAGGGCACGGCUUCCCUGGACCUCUGUGACUACGAGAAGAGCUUUGCCCAAAAGCAUGGCCACCUCCCUAACUACCAGCACUGUGCCAUGUUUGGGGACCCCCAUGUUCGGACAUUCGGGGAUGAGUUCCACACCUGCCGAAUAGAGGGCUCAUGGCCGCUCCUGGACAACAAUUACUUGUUUGCUCAAGCCACCAGUUACCCGGUAGCAAAAGGAUCCAAUGCCACCGCUACUGGAAAGCUGACCAUCAUAUUCAAGAACAUGAAGGAGUGCAUCGACCAGAAGGUCUACAAAGCAGAGGUGGACAACCUGCCGGCGGCUUUCGAGGACGGUUCGGUCAACGGCGGGGAGAGGCCUAGUGGGACCAGCUUGAGCAUCCACGAACGCAUCCCCGGGCGCCACGUGGAGAUCCGUGCGGCCUACAUCGGCACCACCAUCGCCGUGCGCCAGGCAGGGAGACAGCUCUCUUUCUCCAUCCGAGCGGCCGAGGAGGUGGCCCGGUCCUUCACGGAGGAGCAGGACCUCCAGCUGUGCGUUGGGGGCUGCCCCCUUAGCCAGCGCAUCUCCCGGAAUGAGUGCUGUUGCGACGGUCGGGCCGCCAUCCCUGCGGAGAAGGCCCACCAGCUGUGCAAGGAAAAGUUGCCGGUGGAGGACCUCUACUUCCAGUCAUGUGUCUUCGACGUCGUCACUUCGGGAGAUGCCAACUUCACCUUGGCGGCACACGGCGCAUUGGAGGAUGCCAAAGUCUUCCACCCGGAUGCCAGGAAGCUCCACCUUUUCCAAAACAACACAGCUGACCAUCCUAUGGGCCCAUCUUUCUCGGUCCUUGUUGCAUUGGUGAUUUUGCUUUCUCAAUGAAUUGGGGAUUCGUUGCACCAAAAAGCCACAUCAAUGUGGAGAGA
Molecule: messenger RNA, 1494 nt
Organism: Anolis sagrei ordinatus
Lineage: Eukaryota; Metazoa; Chordata; Lepidosauria; Squamata; Anolidae
Product: hemojuvelin-like
Biological process (GO): BMP signaling pathway
Cellular component (GO): plasma membrane
Molecular function (GO): coreceptor activity
Source: RefSeq, a predicted model, not a curated record